UCCCUGUGGGAAGGCGCACGGGCGCGGUACUUGCCGGGAGCUGUAGUUCCUUGGGGCCUCGGGACGCAGAGUCCCGCACCUUUACUCAAGGGAGACAAAAACUACAACUCCCAGGGCCGCCCGGUGGCAGCAGGUGGGAGCGGGGCUGUUGAUAUCAAUAUGGCGGUUGUCAGCCAGACAAAGACAGUCAGUCUGAUGUGAUUGAGACAAGGGAGGUUUUUCAGGGGGAGACUGGGAGAUAGGGGCCUCCCCUCCCCCUUCUCCUCUUCCUGCGCCGGCCUCAACCCCUCCCCAGACCCCUCCCGACGGGCGCCCCACGCGGAAGACACCCCUCCCCCUCCCGCUUUCCCCUCCUCCCUACCUCAGACCUCAGCCCUUCGCACCGGGACGUUGGGGAGGGGGCUGUGCCGGGCGGAGAGAACUCAGCAAGCAUUCUGAGAAUGAUGAAUAACACUGAUCAUCUCUAGCAAGGACAUUGCUUCCCCUCAUGUAAAGCAUGCUCAGUUCCUUCCCAGUGGUUUUGCUGGAAACCAUGUCUCACUAUACAGAUGAACCCAGAUUUACCAUAGAGCAGAUAGAUCUGCUCCAGCGCCUCCGGCGUACUGGAAUGACUAAACAUGAAAUUCUCCAUGCCUUGGAAACUCUGGACCGCCUUGAUCAAGAACAUAGCGACAAGUUUGGAAGAAGGUCCAGCUAUGGAGGAAGUUCAUAUGGGAAUAGUACCAACAAUGUUCCAGCAUCUUCCUCUACAGCUACAGCUUCCACGCAGACCCAGCAUUCGGGCAUGUCCCCGUCACCUAGCAAUAGUUACGACACCUCCCCACAGCCUUGUACUACCAAUCAGAACGGGAGGGAGAAUAACGAGCGAUUAUCCACGUCCAAUGGGAAGAUGUCACCAACUCGCUACCAUGCCAACAGCAUGGGUCAGAGGUCAUACAGUUUUGAAGCCUCAGAAGAGGACCUAGAUGUAGAUGAUAAAGUGGAGGAAUUAAUGAGGAGGGACAGCAGUGUGAUUAAAGAGGAAAUCAAAGCCUUUCUUGCCAAUCGGAGGAUUUCCCAAGCAGUUGUUGCACAGGUAACAGGUAUCAGCCAGAGCCGGAUCUCUCACUGGUUAUUGCAGCAGGGGUCAGACCUGAGUGAACAGAAGAAAAGAGCAUUUUACCGAUGGUAUCAGCUUGAAAAGACAAACCCUGGGGCUACGCUAAGUAUGAGACCAGCACCUAUUCCAAUAGAGGACCCGGAGUGGAGACAAACGCCUCCCCCAGUCUCAGCCACGUCUGGCACCUUCCGACUACGGCGAGGCAGUCGAUUUACCUGGAGAAAGGAGUGUCUGGCUGUCAUGGAAAGUUACUUCAAUGAGAAUCAAUACCCAGAUGAAGCAAAGAGAGAAGAAAUUGCAAAUGCUUGCAACGCAGUGAUACAGAAGCCAGGCAAAAAACUGUCAGAUCUGGAACGAGUUACCUCCCUGAAAGUAUAUAAUUGGUUUGCUAACAGGCGGAAGGAGAUCAAGAGAAGAGCCAAUAUCGAAGCAGCAAUCCUGGAGAGUCAUGGGAUAGAUGUACAGAGUCCGGGAGGCCACUCCAACAGUGAUGACGUGGACGGGAAUGACUACUCGGAGCAGGAUACUUGGCAAGUACGCAAUGGGGAGGAGGAGGAGGGAAGAAGUUCAGAGGGAGGCAGAGAAGCAGAGAAGGAUGACAGCACUAGCCACAGUGACCACCAAGACCCCAUCUCGUUAGCUGUGGAAAUGGCAGCAGUCAACCACACUAUCUUGGCACUGGCCCGACAAGGAGCCAACGAAAUCAAGACAGAGGCCCUGGAUGACGACUGACGAGGGAGGGCUGAACGCGAGAAGUUAACUUAGUUUAGACGUAGCACCUUAGCAGACUUUCCUCGGUCCUUAACAUGUGUUCUUACAGUAUAACUUGCAGUUUCUUGUAUGUCAGUUAGCCCUUAGGGUCUUGUUCUGUGAAGAUGGCAUGGUGCCCUCAGCCUUUACAUAUACUCUCUCAGUAUUAAUUCCCAGUAACUAAUAACCAACCAACCAACCAAACAUCCCUCUCCCAGCCCCUGAGGCUAGAAAAUCUUGCUGCUCUGUCUUAGCAUUCCAAGAAAGUGCUUCCAGGUAUUUAGCUAGCCCUCAGUUCUCAAAUAGUAGGCUCCGUGUAAAUCCUUGGGUACCUUUAGAUUCCUGUAACACUAGUCUCUAACCCUCUUCCUUCCCCAAGACUGGUAGGAUGCAAGCUGAGGUAGUGUGGCCAGGAUUGACAGACACCAUUUGGGGAGUGUCCACAGAGUAAAAGGAACACUAGAAACCCGCCCCGCCCCCCCGCCCCCCCCCCCCCCCGCCAGUCCCCCCGACGUGGGAAUAAUUGAUUUCCAGCUGCAAUAAGCCGUGCCUCAUAAUAGUCACACCGUGGCUAGAUUAUACUUCUUUGGGUGCUGUGCUAAGAAUGUCAGUGGAAAAACUCGAUCUCAGAUUUCAGUUGAUGUUAACAUGCCCGACACAGACAUCCUUUCCUCUCACAAGCUGUGUGACUGAGUAGAGAAAAUACUGCCUUCUGCCUUUGGGACCAUGAUUAAACAGAAAAAUGACAAAAAAAAAAAGUUUAAAAAAAAAAACCAACAAAACACAGCUUGAGAGCAUUGGGAAAAACCAUGAGCCGAAUGUGUAAUAAUGGUGGAUGUUAUUAGAACUACUGUACAGUGCGUGGCACAGGCACGUGCCCGCCUGGAAAGGUGCCAGAAGUCACCGCGGAAGUGGCUCUGCCUCCUGUCUGUGUCCCGUUUCCUUGCUACCAAAAAACAGGUGAUUUGAGGAUGGAGCUAAGGCCAAAAGUGAGUAAACGAACUUUCAGUCCCUGUAGCCAUUAAACUGAAGCUCCCUCAACAUGAGAGGUUGGUAGAGGACUCUGUAGUGGGAUUAUGCCUACUCACUGUCACAAGCGCAAAUGCUUUCCUAAAUAGGAGCAGAAAAAAGCAGGGGACGUUUGCCACUUCCGCGGCAGGUCUGCAAGAUGUGACUUGCUUUGCUGUUCUCUUUACUCUGUCCUUGUAGAGGUGUGAAAAGCUAUAUUGCUACAGGCAAUUUAUUUAAUAAUUGGAAGCCAUAUUGAUAAUGGAUGUGGUAAUAUUUGUAAAGUUUAAUCUACUUUAAGCAGCAGUAACUAAUGGAAUUUUUUUCCUUGAUCACAUAUGUAGCACUUUUGUUACUUUUUAAAGAUAUUUAUAUUUGAUAAAUCUUUUUUUCAUUUUGAGAACUCAAAAUACCAAACAGUGAACUUGCGUUAGAAAAGUCACCCUGUGAUCACCUUGUCAUCCAGUAGCGAAAUGAUGAACUGCUCAUGCAUCCAAGAAUAUUACAUCUGCCGGCCUCGUAUGAAAAUGGUCUCUGGGCAUCUCGAUUAAAGGACACGGUGUCACGGUGCGUAAGAGGAACCGCCUCCAGUGUAGGGUGCGUCUGAAAGAGGCACAACUGCUCUCUAUUUCCUGCCUCGUUCCACCUCUGUGUGCGACAAAACCUUGUUUAAAGGGGAAUAUGGAGAGGGCUGGCUCUUAAGCAAGGUUUCGUCUGUCCAUCACCUGAAAAUGAUUUGUAAGAUUGAAGGAGGGGGCUAUCUCCUGACCUCUUCACCCUUCCUCACCCACCAAAUGUUUUCAACUUAAAACCAUUGAGAGAGAGAAUGACUGGCCUUCCUGUUUUCCCUUCCUCAUCAGUGAGAUUCUGAAUAUCCGCCAUCUUCUAGCUGGUCUCACUCCACCUAAGGCACCUGCUGAUGCGCUCACCUCCGCGUCUGUCCAUCCCGCUUACGUCAGUGUGAGGAGGCCUUUGGGAGGCAUGGAGGUGCUGCCUCUGUGGGUCCAUGACUUUAUAGAGCUACAGGCAGGACCUGCUCUUGUCCUAGGAUUUCAGGGGGAAAAUGUAUAUAUUUUUUUCCAGCUUCCCAGAAUUGAAGUAAAAUGGAGUAGUCUUUUUCUGUUUCACUGUAUUACUUGAACCAACAAAUUCAAGAGUAGCAUUUGUUGUUCUCAGGAAUGACCCUCCCUCCUCCCCACCCCCCACCAUUCAUCUUCUUUCUUGGUGUGUUUGACUUUUUCUUGCAAUUAGACUAUGUUAGCUUUCUUUCCUUUGAUAUUAUUUAGAAAAAAAUAUAACGUAUCUAUCUUUCCAUCUCGGUGGAAUUUUUGUCUACUUACGUUCAGUUAAAUCCGAAAGAAAAGGAGAGAGGAAAAUAUAUUGUCUGACAAGCUGCAUCCAUGAUUUAUUGUAAGGAGAUUAUUAUAAUUGAUAGCUUCUUUAUGAUGGGAAUGCUAGUAUCAUCUGUUCUUGCUGGUUCCUUUUAAAGAAACAGACUCAAACUAUAAAGGCAGCUGCAGUUUCUAAAGAAACAGAGUGAUUGCCAGAGAAGAGCCAAAAGGUUUCAAUGUUUUAAGACCUUUCAGGAAGGAAAAGCUUCAGAGAAUAAAGGUGAGUAUCUAUGAAGGGAGUACCAGCUGCUACCCAGAAAUCUGGAAAAAGUGAAAAGCAUGUGUUUGCCAGGCAGGGUAGCAGCACCUUGGGUUCAGUAGGAGCAAGAGGAAGGCGCCUUCACGCCUCUCAUUAAAGACAACUGCCAGUCUGCUCUUAACUGCCACUGCCGCGUGUCUAACUUGGGCUUUCUCACCAAGCGUGCACAUUCAGCUCUUUGGGUUUCAGUUUAAAUCUGCUGUGGGUUUUCGGUCAUCAGCUGUAACUCCGCUGUCUUCUCCGAGCUACCUUAGUUCUUACCAUGGCAUGUGGAGUUGCCACUGAUGAGUAAUGUCUUUGGGGAGUAAAUUUUUUUCUUCAGCUUUUGCAGGUUUAAAGGGUGGUAUUAAAAUAGAAACCCUACGUUGCUCUCUGAAGGGAAGAUAGAUUCUUUGAAAACAAUCCCACUGUGUGCUUGUGGUUUUUCUGUCCUCUUUUCUCACUUCCUGCUGUACAUUUUUCAGGCCCCAGAGGACUGUUUCAGGGGCUGCUGCUUCCCAGGUGAGGAACCCUUGCAAGCAGUUCCAGGUAAUUUAUUUUUUUAAGACACUUUGAUUGAAUUACUGUAGUCACAUGCGUAAACUUCCUCCCCUUCUUAAAACAGAGCCUUACAGAAGGACCUUUUAAAGAUGGACCAUCCUAAUGCCAUUUUUGCAUUAAAUGAGAACCUUAACACCAGAUGAAGGCCAGUCGGUACCAAGUAAACAGCUGGAGUAAAGCUUAAGGCAGUUUUCUUCAUAAUGUUUGAGUGUUAGAGGAGUGUGGCUAGCUUCUCCCACCUUUGGGGUCUGUACAGUUCCCACAGUCUGGCAUUUGGCAGGGUUGGGUCCUCCCCACAUCCCCAUUGUCCUUCACAGGAAAACCACUUAAGUCCAGUCGAGGAGAUGGGAGGGUCCACACCCAGGCCUAUAAGGUUGCAGUUUGUGACCAGCAGCUCCUCUAUCCAGAUGUCCAGGUAUAUCUUUACCUCAAAAGGGACAACUCAUGAAGAGCUAGCGACAGAGUUGUUUCAAUUCUCCCUGUUUGGCCUUUGUACAGUUUCAACUAGCAGGUAUAAGAAAAUGGUCUUUCAUUUCACCAGAAAUCUACAGGCACAUCCUCUCUGUCUAUGGUUAACUCCUCUUCUCUUUGGGCUCCAAACCAAGUCCUCCUCUUGAGCUGACUUCCUGCUGGAAUUUUCUCGUCUUCUGCAGCAGGCAGAGUAGGGGGUGUGGUGCAUCUUGUCACACAAACACUCCUUCCUGUCCUGCAGCUCUGCGUUUUGACUAGCUACUUAUUCCAGUGACCAGACAUUCUCUCUGCCCACCCAGGGGGAAUAAUCCCUUUUUUCAUAAAUGAGCCCCGACUCCCAUCCUAAAAAUGUGAAUAUCAAGUCCUUCUCUCUCUUUGGUCUUAAGAACAGUUUGGGUAGAAGCAGUCUUCCCAUGCAACUGUGGCUCUGCCUUUUAAAAUUGCUUUUUCUUUUUGUUGUUGUCAGAGAACCACCAGAGAUUUUUUUCCCCAGUGAGUCUCAACAGAUUCUUAGGCAAUAAUUUCUCUUAUUGAUGACUUUGUGCACCGUCGCGCGCGCUCUGCAUUGAAUAGCCUGACCCUCUACUUGUGCGUUGGUUUUCUGUGCUAACCUGUCUGUGAUUUAAAUCUUACAUCAGAGUGUUGAUAGAGUUUGUCA
Capra hircus (goat) is the source of this 6176-nucleotide messenger RNA. It is a transcript of the gene HMBOX1, whose product is annotated as homeobox containing 1. Gene Ontology annotation, cellular component: nucleus. Gene Ontology annotation, biological process: positive regulation of DNA-templated transcription. Gene Ontology annotation, molecular function: double-stranded telomeric DNA binding. The coding region runs from base 497 to 1831 and encodes 444 amino acids. Lineage: Eukaryota; Metazoa; Chordata; Mammalia; Artiodactyla; Bovidae. The record is from RefSeq and is a predicted model, not a curated record. The transcript is spliced from 11 exons.